Molecule: messenger RNA, 2587 nt
Organism: Nilaparvata lugens (brown planthopper)
Lineage: Eukaryota; Metazoa; Arthropoda; Insecta; Hemiptera; Delphacidae
Product: endochitinase A-like
Exons: 2
Coding region: 1309-2247 (312 amino acids)
Source: RefSeq, a predicted model, not a curated record
UAUAUAUUUUAUUACAACAAAAAAUGUAUUGAUCGUCUAACUCAUCAAUAUUCUCGUUAAUAUUAAUAAUAUUUUGUGAUGUACUGUGGAAAGUAACACCAGCUUUUACUUGAUGUUCUUCAUCAUCAUUUAAUGUUAAAAGUUUGAUCAGAUCGACUUUAAUAGCAAGAUACCAUCUUAUACACCCAAAAAACCUUGCAGAUUCAUUGAGUAAAAUAUUAAAAAUUCUAUCUUUUAAUUGAUUUAAAAUUAGACUUACAUCUACUUCAUUAUUUCUAAAGCUUAUUCUAUAUCUAAUAAUAUUGCUAUUGAUAGCAGUGACCCGCUUAACUUUAAAGUCAAUCAUUUCAACACUCACCCUUUGAGAUUGUUGUGUUAAUGAAGACGUGAUAACACGCGCGCGCUAGAUGUUUGCUGAUACUGAAUCGCUGUUUCUCGGAGCCGAGUUGAUUCUCUCUUGGAGUCGAGUAGUUUCUCUCUUGGAGUCGAGUAGAUUCUCUCUCGCUAAGUCGAAACUCUCUUCGAUUCUCUCCGACUCGUGCUAACUGCAAUGAUGAAGACGGGAGGGGAAGUCUUGUUAUCGGCUUACUGAAUCAGGCGACUGUUUUGUUCGUGUAUAAGAUAUGAUUGUUACUGUUUCUCAAUGUCUUACUGUAAAUAUAAAUUUGAAAAUAGUUGAAAUUACUGAAGCUAUAGUUGAAUAAGAAAUAGAGUAAGUAUUAAUGUAUGAUGUAAGACUUGUCAAUGAAUUCAAAGCUAUAUGAUGUUCUAAACAGUUGUUAUACUAUCAAGUCUAAUGAAUAAAUGAGAAAUCGGGCUGCAUACGAUUGAUUCUAUUUAUAUGUUAUUGUAAAUGGGAAGAGAAUAAAUUUUUCCCUUUUCCCACAUUUCUGGUUAGCUGAUGAACAAUGUUCUUCCUAGUUCUAUCCUUUUCUUUGUAUUAGAUGCAGAGCGAGGUGAACGCAUUCGCGUCAAUGAUUUCAACUUCACGUUGAAAAGAGACAAGCAAUAUCGACUUCUUUGUUAGAUGCACUGUACUUGAAUGCAGUCUAAUCAUGUAUAUCAUAAAGACAGGAAAUUCAGUACAUAGGCUUAACUGUACUUACAAGUAGCAUUAACAUAUACAACUUCUAAUUUAAGUACAAGGAUGUGUUAGCCUUGCUAUUUUCAUCAAGGUAAUGAAAUACACCCCUUCCAAUUCAGAAUUACGGAAGACGAUAUCCCACCAUUAGAUUUCAGAGUGUAGAAGGAGAAAAUUUUUAGUAUAAAAGCACUCAAAGUUUUGAUUUGAAUCAUAGUAUUCAUCUGAUGAAAAUGUCAUCUACUAGCACUACUGAUUCGACCAAGAACGUUGCUAUGGAUCAGCCAAUGGUAACAUACUCGAGUGUAGCAGCUACACCGAAGAUGACGUCUUCGCCAGCUCCUUCGACAAUACCGCAGAUACCGUGGGGAUUCCCGUAUAAUAUAUGGAGCAAUCCUCAUCUUUUCAAUCAAGCAUUUCCCGGAUUAGGAAUGAUGCAAACCAUUCCCGGUCCGGUUGCACCUUCACCACCAGGAUUUCAACCGAUUGCAUCUUCUCCUCCUAUCACCGAACCGUCUACUAUCUCAAAAGCGUCUACUUCCACGCCUGCUGACGAGACAACUUCUUCUCCUCUCAUCUCCGAGCCGUCCACGUCUACUAUCUCAAAAGCGUCUACUUCCACGCCUGCUGACGAGACAACUUCUUCUCCUCUCAUCUCCGAACCGUCCACGUCUAUCAUCUCGAAAGCGACUACUUCUUCAGCUACCAUCACAAAACCGACUACACAUGGUCCUAUUGUUGACGAGGAGACCGCUGUCACGAGGGUGAGUAAAUCUUCAUCCUCAUCAAGUUCGGAUGAGCUUGAUGAGGAUGAAGCAACUUUUUCUGUUAAAAAAUUUAAUUGUGCACAAACAUAUGUAGCAAAACGUUGUAUAUCUGCACAAACAUUAAGUACCGUAUUUGAAUACCCUAUUAUAAAAGCUAGAUUUGUGAAGACUCAGUGGGGGGAUAGCUAUAUUCUUCAUUUAUUGAAUCAAAAAAAUAAAGAAAUUAGUAUUUUCCUCCCAAGGAGAUAUUCGUGCUGGCUAAAUAAAAAAAACUUAGAUUCAUUUAACAGAUCAAAAUUAAAACUAAAAGCAAAACAUCGACUAGUAAACAGAGUGAUAAAAGGGAAGGAGUUAUCGGUAACGGUUACUGACCUCACACUAAUAGACUGUACCACCUAAACUCUUGAAAGGAUAUGAUAACAAAAUUUAAACUAAAAGCUUAGAUUCAUUUAACAGAUCAAAAUUUAAACUAAAAGCAAAACUUUAUCUUUUCUGUGACAGAUCAAAAUUAAAACUAAAAGCAAAACAUCAUCUUUUCUGUGAAUAAAUUUAAUUGUGCACAAACAUAUGUAGCAAAACGUUGUAUAUCUGCACAAACAUUAAGUACCGUAUUUGAAUACCCUAUUAUAAAGGCUAGAUUUGUGAAGACUCAGUGGGGGGAUAGCUAUAUUCUACAUUUAUUGAAUCAAAAAAAUAAAGAAAUUAGUAUUUUCCUCCCAAGGAGAUAUUCGUGCUGGCU